AUGUCUGAGCCAUCGUUGAGACGUAGAAUGGCUCAAGCGAAGACUUCGUCGAAUUCUGUCCCUGUGACGCCAUACCAACGACAUCCUCCUCCACCUAGAAGAGGUCAUCCCACCCGUUCACUCCACAUAUCGCUUUCCCUUCUGAUACUUGGAUUCUUCGUCAUCUAUGCCCAGAAGAAUACCUCUUUCUUCAAGACUAAAGCUGUGUAUGAAGUAGAUGGGAAACAGCUUCCUGAACAAUUCGUCAUUUGUUCUAAAGAUGGACAGAUGAUCUAUACUGUUCCUGAAGAUGAAGGUGUAGGAGAAACACAAUGUGUCGUUGUGAUACAAGGGAAAGUGGUAGACACUGGAAGCCUAGGUAAAAUACGUCGAAAAUGGAACGCUAUGAAAAUGAUCAAUCUGCCUAGCGGAUAUACUUUGACGCCGGGAUUUAUAGAUUCCCAUGGGCACCCUCUGAUUUAUGGUCAUGCCCAACAACUACAAUUACACGGAUGCAAAUCGAUAGCUGAAGUCAUCGAAAGAGUCGAGGCAUUCGUCAAGAGUAAUCCGCUUACACCAGGUGCAUGGGUUGAAGGUCUAGGGUGGGAUCAGAAUAUGUGGACCGAGAAAGAAUUUCCAAUAGCAGACGAUUUCAACACCUCACCUAUCUUGAGAGAUCUACCUAUCAGUUUAUCAAGAGUCGAUUUUCACGUUGAAUGGGUUUCGCCUGCUAUUCUGGAAAUGCUCGGAGAUAUACCGGAUGUCAACGGUGGUCAAGUAGUCAGAGAUAAGGAUGGCAAUCCCACCGGUAUCUUUGUCGACAAUGCUAUCAAUAUGUUGACAGCUAUCCGACCACCAUGGACAGACGAAGAUAGAGAGAGAUACCUCAACAUCAUGUUACAGGAUGCUAUGAGUAAAGGUUUGACAGGGGUUCAUGAUGCGCAAGGCUUCUUGAAGGAAGUCCCAUUCUGGGAACGUAUGGAAAAGGAAGGAAAAUUGCCUAUACGGUUCUACCAGAUGCUGAAAUGUGAAGAAGAAGACUUUUGCGGUGACAAAGUAACGCAAGUCACUCAUCCUGACUCUCACUUCACCCUUCGAGCGGUGAAACUCUUCGGCGAUGGUGCUCUUGGUUCUCGAGGCGCUGCUUUGACAGAAGACUAUACGGACAAGCCAGGAUGGAAGGGAUUCAUGUUGAAGAAGGAGGAAAUUUGGGGUCCAUUGAUCAAGCAGUGGUACGACGCCGGCUGGCAGGUGAACGUGCACACAAUAGGCGAUCGAGCUGCCCACGUAGUCCUGGACGCCAUCGAAGCUGCCCUCGAAGGAGAGCCCAGCCCCGAAAUACAACCGAGGUUUAGGUUAGAACAUGCACAAAUCAUGUCAAUGGAAGAUAUCGAGCGAGCAGCCAGACUAGGAGUCAUUGCAAGUGUACAGCCUACUCAUGCUACAAGUGACAUGUGGUACGCCGAGGACCGCCUUGGUCCAGAGCGAAUAAAAGGUGCCUACGCCUGGCGGAGUUAUCUAAACCACGGCGGACGUAUUACCUUAGGAUCCGACUUCCCGGUAGAAUCUAUAGAUCCACUUAAGGGAUUCUAUGCGGCUGUGACUCGAUUAUCAGAAGAUGGUAAAUCCCCUCACGGUAAAGGGGGAUGGUAUGCUACCGAGAAAUUGACCAGAGAAGAAGCUUUAAGGGGAAUGACGAUUGAUGGAGCCUACGCUUCGUUGUCUCACACUACAGGAUCACUGACACCUGGCAGGAAAUUCGAUGCGGUAAUUUGGGACGAUGAUUUGAUGAAUGUACCGGACAAUGAGAUAUUAGAGGUCAAAGCGAAUGGUGUUAUCGUGGAUGGCAAAUUAGUAUGGGGCUCUUUGGGUUAG
Kwoniella shivajii is the source of this 1854-nucleotide messenger RNA. RefSeq lists its product as uncharacterized. The transcript is spliced from 14 exons. Bases 1 to 1854 code for a protein of 617 amino acids. The record is from RefSeq and is a predicted model, not a curated record. Gene Ontology annotation, molecular function: hydrolase activity, acting on carbon-nitrogen (but not peptide) bonds. Lineage: Eukaryota; Fungi; Basidiomycota; Tremellomycetes; Tremellales; Cryptococcaceae.